Messenger RNA from Clupea harengus (Atlantic herring), 4568 nucleotides. It is a transcript of the gene ern1, whose product is annotated as endoplasmic reticulum to nucleus signaling 1. Gene Ontology annotation, biological process: IRE1-mediated unfolded protein response; mRNA processing; intrinsic apoptotic signaling pathway in response to endoplasmic reticulum stress. Gene Ontology annotation, cellular component: IRE1-TRAF2-ASK1 complex. Gene Ontology annotation, molecular function: RNA endonuclease activity; ATP binding; protein serine/threonine kinase activity. Lineage: Eukaryota; Metazoa; Chordata; Actinopteri; Clupeiformes; Clupeidae. The record is from RefSeq and is a predicted model, not a curated record.
CCCACCUCUACGCCAACAGGAAAGGACUAGACGGAGUAGUACAGGCAGGCGAGAGACAAGCUGGCUACACAAACACAAACAGCAUGGAGGAAGACGCAAUUUAAACAUUUGUGAUUCUGGUCUUGUCUUGAGCAGUAUUUGACUUACCAAAGUUUUCGUUGUGUUUAUGAACUUGGCCUGCUGUUCGGAAGAUGUUGUGGGGAGUGUGUAGUCGGGCCCUUGUAUGGUGCAUUUUCACGUUGAUCUCCUGCAUCGUGCCGCAAACGGGUUUCUCUGGAGCCACAGCGUCGCUGCCAGAGAGCCUCCUCUUUGUGUCCACGCUGGACGGGAACCUCCACGCCGUCAACAAGAGAUCGGGUUCCAUCCAGUGGACACUGAAAGAAGAUCCUGUUCUUCAGGUCCCUACGCAUGUGGCAGAGCCCGCAUUUCUCCCAGACCCUAACGAUGGCAGCUUGUACUCUCUGGGAGGGAAGAACAACGAGGGUCUGACGAAACUCCCUUUCACCAUCCCUGAGCUGGUGCAGGCCUCGCCCUGCCGCAGUACAGACGGGCUCCUCUACACAGGCAAGAAGCAGGAUGUGUGGUAUGUGGUUGACCUGCUGACGGGGGAGAAACAGCAAACCCUGACCUCAUCUUUUGCUGAGAUGCUCUGCCCAUCGUCUUCUCUGCUUUUCCUUGGACGCACAGAGUACACCAUCACCAUGUACGACACCAAGAAUCGAGAGCUGCGUUGGAACGCCACCUACUCUGAUUACGCCUCAACCCUGCCUGACGACGACACCAUAUACAAAAUGGCCCACUUCGUGUCGAACAGCGACGGGCUGGUGGUGACGGUGGACAGCGAGUCAGGCGACGUGCAGUGGGUGCAGAACUACGAGUCGCCGGUGGUGGCCGUCUACAUCUGGCAGCGCGAGGGCCUGCGCAAGGUGGCGCACACCAACAUGGCCAAGGACACACUGCGCUACCUCACCUUCAUGUCCGGAGAGGUGGGCCGCAUCACGCGCUGGAGGUACCCCUUCCCCGAGGAGAAGAAGCCCAAGGACAAGCUCAUGGCCACUCUGUAUGUGGGUCGCUACUCCACUAGCCUGUACGCCUCGCCCUCUCUCGUGCACGACGGGGUCACAGUGAUGCCCCGUGGCAGCACCUUCCCCAUGCUGGAGGGCCCCAACAGCCCGAGGCGCGUGGACAAGGAGCAGGGCUGCGUGAUUACCCCCAGCACCAACACCAACGGCAACCCUGGCACUGCCCUAGAGGAGCGCAGCCACAUCAACUACAUGUGGAACCACCCUCUCAUCAUAGGUCACCAUGAGAUGCCUCCUGACGCCCACAGCUCCCUGCUGGAGCGCUUCCCCGAGAGCAUGCCUCGCCCCCCUCACAACGUCAUCCCCCCCACCAGCGACAAGACCCAUGAAGAGAAGGUGAAUGACAGUGGGAUGGAGCAGACCACCGGGGGGCCUCCGAUCACAGACAUCCAGGACAAGCCGGGGCGCGUGGUCAAGCCAGAGGCCCCGGUGGACUCCAUGCUGAAGGACAUGGCCACCAUCAUCUUCAGUACCUUCCUGCUGGCCGGAUGGGUGGCCUUUGUCAUCAUUUACCCAAAGAGUGUGCAGAAGCAGCAGCAGCUGCAGCACCAGCAGUUCCAGCAGCAGAUGGAGCAGAAGCUGGAGCUCCUGCAGAGGCAGCACCUCCUCUUCCAGCCGCCGGCCGACAUGCCGCCUGACGACGCCGACUUCCUGCUCCGCGCCGAGAGCUCCGACCACAGCAGCCCCACCGGCACGCCCCGCGCCUCCAACCACUCCACCUUGUCCCUGUCGGAGGUGGGCAGCUCAGCCAAUGAGCACGAGGAGACAGAAGACGAGUCAAGUACUGUCAGAGUUGGAAACAUCACCUUCAACCCCAAGAAGGUGCUAGGCCACGGAGCAGAGGGAACCAUUGUCUACAGGGGUCAGUUUGAUAACCGCUCUGUGGCGGUCAAGAGGAUCCUUCCGGAGUGCUUCAGCUUCGCGGACCGGGAGGUGCAGCUGCUGAGGGAGUCAGACGAGCACCCCAACGUCAUCCGCUACUUCUGCACCGAGAGGGACCGGCAGUUCCAGUACAUCGCCAUCGAGCUGUGUGCCGCCACACUGCAGGAGUAUGUGGAGCAGAUCCAUUUUGAUCGCCACGGUCUGGAGCCUGUGUCUCUGCUUCAGCAGGCCAUGUCAGGCCUCGCUCACCUCCACUCUCUCAACAUAGUGCACCGGGACCUAAAGCCACACAACAUCCUGGUGUCGAUGCCCAACGCCCACGGGCGUGUGCGGGCCAUGAUCUCAGACUUCGGCCUUUGCAAGAAGCUGGCGGCGGGCCGGCACAGCUUCAGCCGGCGCUCCGGUGUGCCAGGGACCGAGGGCUGGAUCGCUCCUGAAGUCCUGAGCGAAGACUGCAAACUCAACCCGACGUGCACGGUGGACAUCUUCUCGGCUGGCUGUGUCUACUACUACGUGGUGUCCUCCGGCAGCCACCCCUUUGGGAAGUCCUUGCAGCGCCAGGCCAACAUCCUGCAGGGGACCUACAGCCUGGAGCAUCUGCAGCCCGACCGCCACGGUGAGUACAGCCUGGAGCAUCUGCAGCCCGACCGCCACGAGGACAUCGUGGCUCGAGACCUGAUCCAGCAGAUGCUGAGUGUGGAGCCAGAGCAGCGGCCGUCGGCCGAGCGCGUGCUCAAACACCCCUUCUUCUGGAGCCUGGAGAAGCAGCUGCAUUUCUUCCAGGACGUGAGUGACCGGAUAGAGAAGGAGCCGCUGGACGGAUCAAUCGUACGACAGCUGGAGAGGGGGGGGCGGGCCGUGGUGAAGGGAGAUUGGAGAGAACACAUCACAGUGCCUUUGCAAACAGAUCUUCGGAAGUUCCGUUCAUAUAAAGGAGGAUCAGUAAGGGAUCUCCUGCGUGCCAUGAGGAAUAAGAAACACCAUUACAGGGAGCUCCCAGCAGAGGUGCAGGACACACUGGGCUCCAUCCCGGACGAGUUUGUGGCCUACUUCACGUCCCGCUUCCCCUACAUGCUGACGCACACGCACCUGGCCAUGCGCCUGUGCGCCCAGGAGCGGCCCUUCCUGCCCUACUACCACCGCACCGAGCUGCCCCCACCACGGACUACGCCCCCCACCCCCCGCACACAGCCCCCGGCGGCCCCUUACACAGACACAGCCCUAGGCCCAGACCCCCAACCAGACAAACAACCCAGUACUGUAGUACUGCAACCCACAGCCUCAGAGCUCAGUGCAGCAUUACCACCUGAAUCUGAGACUACUACGGCUGAACCCCCCACGCAGCAGACCCAUCCAGAGCCGGCCCAUCCACCUGCAGACCCUACGCUGCAAGGCGGGCCGGAGUGAAGUUGGCUGGGCAGGGUGAAGGGUCAUUGCCUGGCAGUGGACACAUUCCAGGAGGCCGGCCUGCCCUCUGCUCUUUCGUCUCUGGUGUGGACUGGGCCUGCAGUGCCCAGCUCAUGCCUCUAGGUGAAGUGGCAGCAGCAGUAGCCUUCCCCAAAUCCCCCUUACCCACUGAAGUGCCUUGACUUGGAACCCGCAAGACAGAUCUGAGUGGUCAAAUAGUUCCUCACAAGAACCAUAGGAGCCGCCUAGAGUGUGGCUGUGUUGUGUGAUCCACAGGGAGGUUCUAAAGAACUUGUUCUCUUGUGUCUUUGAAGGUCACACAUGAAGAGUGAAGCAGAGGUGGAUAUGUAUUUGAUUUUGUCAGACACUUGACAUUGACAAUUUUUUUAUUUCUCCUAUCCUUGUGCAAUGUUGUUUAUGAGUUAAGCGAGUUCUAACGGUCAGAUGUAUAUUUUUGAAUAAAUGCCAGUUGCUUGAUUAUGAUCGUUUAAAUUGGUGAGAGUGCCUUAUGGUUAAAAAAAACUAAAACAAACUUAAAGUGAAUAUCGAGGUGUGUGUGUGUGUGUGUGUGUGUGUGUGUGUGUGUGGUCUGGCUUCAAUGUUGAAGUGUCUUAAUGGGUGAAUGGCUUGUUGUCCAUUUCCUGCUGAGUCGUCCCAACCCUGAGAAAGUGAUCAUGCCUGUCAGAGUCUGAUGAGAAUGCAUUUGGACUGUACAAGUGCCCAUCUGUCUCUUUCUUUUUUACCAUCCACUUUUCUACUUUUGUGAUUUUCUGUUUCAUUUGAUCAGUUUAUGCCCAACAGCUUUACGGAAAUGUAUCCUGUGAGAGAUGUGUUGUUGUUUUAUCACUACAUGUUCAAGUCCUAGUUUUCAUGAACUCAACGGGACACCCUGAGUUUUGCUCUAAAGCCCAAAUCAGUCCACAUGGAAGAACUCCUUCCUCCCCUAUUUAUUUGGAGCAUUACAAUAAUGACUUUUCCCAUGUCAGUUGUGUUUUUACUGUGGAUUACUGAGCAACCUGCAUCUUGUGUCUUUUUGUGAUUUUUUUAAAAUUAUUAUUAUUUAAUUUUAGGCGUGCUCUCUGAUAAUGCAAUGUCUCGUUUCUAAUGCAACAGGUUCUUCAGUCUUUGAUGCCAGCUCACGUCUCCCGAAUUCAAGCUGCUAUGUGAAAUGCCAAAUAAAUUAGAUAAUAAAAACGA